UCCCGUCGCCGAGUAUGGAUCCCGGCCCGGCGACGGCCGGCGCGGCGGGGGAAGGGAAGCCCUGCCGCCCCUUCGCCCCCCCUCGGGGCGAGGGUCCCGUGUAUCCCUGCGCCGCGGUCGCCAUGGCGACGACCGGAACGCGGAACUACUUGCGGAAGUUCGUCCAUUAAUCCCGGGGAUCGCCGGUGGCGGGCGACACGACUUUACUCUUGGCGGCGCGUCCGAGUUCCUCGCCCCGGUCGGCCGUGUCGCGGCGAGACGCGUGAUCGCCGGAGUCCGCGCGCGUCGGACGUCGGUCCCGCGGUAGUCGAGCCGAGCGGUCCGCGCACCCGUCGCCGCCGUCGCCGACGUCGCCGACGUCGGUCCCGAGACCGUCCUCCCGUGGCCGUCCGUCGGACCUCGCCCCGAUGUUUAACCGCAACCAAGAUCAGAGCAGGGGCCGCCGCGGCGGCACUGUCAAGGCAGGAGCGAUUACUGGCAGAGACGGCGGCGAUAAUGGACGCGGCACCAACAGAUUUGGCGCACUCGGUAGAGGAAGCGCUAAUAACGUGCGAGGAGGAUUGAAGGGCAAGCAGCCUGGUGGCGGCCUAAGGAAAGUAAACUGGGAUCUUUGUACCUUGGAGCCAUUGCGCAAAGACUUUUAUGUAGAGCAUCCCGCGGUCAGGAACAGAUCUAUGGAGGAGGUGAAUCAGUUUCGCGAGAGGGCGGAGAUAACCGUGAAGGGUCGGAACGUUCCCAAUCCCGUACAAUAUUUCGAGGAGGGGAACUUCCCGCCUUACGUAAUGGAGGGUAUUCGUAGGGAGGGAUAUUCGCAUCCAACCCCAAUCCAGGCCCAAGGCUGGCCUAUUGCCCUUAGCGGCAGGGAUCUCGUUGCGAUUGCUCAGACUGGCUCUGGAAAGACACUUGGAUAUAUUUUACCCGCAAUCGUGCAUAUCAUACAACAGCCGCGCAUGAGCUGUGGGGACGGCCCGAUUGUCUUGAUCUUGGCUCCAACCAGAGAAUUAGCUCAACAAAUUCAAGAAGUAGCCAACAGUUUUGGAGAGACCGCAGCUGUAAGAAACACGUGCAUCUUCGGCGGUGCUCCUAAAGGACCGCAAGCGUACGAUUUGGAGAGGGGCAUUGAAAUAUGCAUCGCUACACCAGGUAGACUUAUAGAUUUCUUAGAAAGAGGAACCGCAAACUUGUCUAGGUGCACGUAUCUAGUACUCGACGAAGCCGAUCGCAUGUUGGACAUGGGAUUCGAACCUCAGAUACGAAAAAUAAUCGAGCAGAUACGACCCGACAGGCAAGUCCUAAUGUGGUCGGCGACGUGGCCUAAAGAAGUUCGCGCGCUCGCGGAGGACUUCCUCACGGAUUAUGUCCAUCUCAAUAUCGGCGCUCUGACCCUCUCGGCCAAUCACAACAUCACUCAGAUCAUCGACGUUUGUCACGAGCACGAGAAGGACUCGAAGCUGUAUAGAUUGCUUCAAGAGAUCGGUACUGAAAAGGAGAACAAGACUAUCAUAUUUGUGGAAACUAAGCGUAAAGUGGACGAUAUCACGAGAAAUAUUCGACGCGAGGGCUGGCAAGCUGUGAGUAUUCACGGUGACAAAAACCAGCAGGAGAGGGACCAUGUGCUGCAAGAAUUCCGCAGCGGAAGAGCGCCGAUCUUGGUCGCGACUGACGUAGCCGCCAGAGGCUUGGACGUGGACGAUGUGGGAUACGUGAUAAAUUUCGACUAUCCGUCUUCGUCGGAGGAUUACAUACAUAGAAUCGGUCGAACUGGACGUAAGCGACAGACCGGAACGGCGUAUGCCUUUUUCACGACUCACAACAUGAAGCAUGCCGGUGAUUUGAUAGAAGUUUUGCGCGAGGCAGGACAGAACGUCAAUCCGCGUCUCAGCGAGAUGGCAGAGAUGGCCAAGGCGGGAAGCUUCGGCGGCAGAAGUGGAAAGCGUUUCGGCGGUAAUGGCGCUGAAAGGGGCAACGGCCGGAGAAGUAACGACGGUAGAGGAAGAGGCGGCGUUUCGGCAAGAGGGAGAGGGACUUCUCGCAGCGGGACUUCUUAUCAGCCUUCCUCGGGCGUUUAUUCGGGACCGAAUUACAGUAGUUAUAAUAAUAUGAAACAAAACGCUUCCCCGAGCCAGAACGCGGCGUACGGGUAUAGCACCGGCGUGCAGAGAAGCUACGGACAGGGGAGUAGUAUGCCUCAGAAUUACGGGGGUGGCGACAAUUACGGAAGCGGCUAUUCCUACAGAAGCACGACCUAUUAAUUCCGUUUUUUUUUAAUGAUUAGUAGCACGUAAUGUGUGAACCGACGAUGUAAAAUGUAUUUACUUAUAGUGAGAUUGGACAAGAUGCAAAUAAGAGCCUGUUAAAGCUUUAAUAGACGAAGAAAGAACGUAUAGGUAUACAAUAAGUUACGUGGCGUAAUAGUGAAGAUUGUUGUUCUUAAAUAUAUAUAUAUAUUUCUGUUUUUCUUUUUAACAUCUGUGAUGCUUUGACGAUUGCCGAAAUUUUUAAGAAAAAAAAUUGACAUGUAUUUGUUGCGUGAGUCUGUGUUAUAGAAUUAAUAAAGUUAUCUUUCGCUUUCUUCGAA
Vollenhovia emeryi is the source of this 2578-nucleotide messenger RNA. RefSeq names its product ATP-dependent RNA helicase dbp2-like. The coding region runs from base 408 to 2252 and encodes 614 amino acids. Gene Ontology annotation, molecular function: RNA binding; RNA helicase activity; ATP binding. The transcript is spliced from 7 exons. Gene Ontology annotation, cellular component: ribonucleoprotein complex; cytoplasm; nucleus. The record is from RefSeq and is a predicted model, not a curated record. NCBI's taxonomy places the organism in Eukaryota, Metazoa, Arthropoda, Insecta, Hymenoptera, Formicidae.